AUUUCCCUGGCGCUGACCUGCCUCCACCAACCUUCACCGAAAUGGCAGUUGGAAAAAACAAGAGACUCUCCAAGGGCAAAAAGGGCAUCAAGAAGCGUGUUGUCGACCCUUUCUCUCGUAAGGAUUGGUACGACAUCAAGGCCCCUUCCUUCUUCGAAGUUAAGAACGUUGGAAAGACUCUUGUCAACCGCACCGCCGGUUUGAAGAACGCCAAUGACGCCUUGAAGGGUCGUAUUGUUGAGGUUUCUUUGGCCGACCUUCAAAAGGAUGAGGAGCACUCCUUCCGUAAGGUUAAGCUCCGUGUUGACGACGUCCAAGGCAAGGCUUGUCUUACUACCUUCAAUGGUAUGAGCAUGACUUCGGACAAGUUGCGCUCUCUUGUGCGCAAGUGGCAAACCACCAUUGAGGCUGACCAGACCAUCAAGACCACUGAUGGUUACGUUUGCCGUAUCUUCGUUAUCGGCUUCACCCGUCGUCGUUACAACCAGAUCAAGAAGACCACCUACGCUCAAUCCUCCCAGAUCCGUGCCAUCCGUCAAAAGAUGUUCCAGGUCAUCCAGAACCAAGCUACUGGCUGCUCCAUGCGCGAGCUCGUCCAAAAGCUCAUUCCUGAGAUCAUUGGUCGUGAGAUUGAGAAGGCUACCGGUGGUAUCUUCCCCCUUCAGAACGUCUUCGUUCGCAAGGUCAAGAUCCUCAAGUCCCCCAAGCUCGAUGCCCAGAAGCUUCUUGAGCAACACGGUGAGGCCCAAGACGUCGGCACUAAGGUUAUCAAGGACGUUGCCCCUUUGGCCUCCGUAUAAGCAGCUAAUACAUACUGCUAACAGUUCUGCCAUACUGCCAUUAGCACGCUAGGUCAAGAGAAUAGCCAAUACGAGAGCACGUACCUAACUAAUAAGGUUGAACAUUAAAGGUAUAGGAUGGAACAGGCUUAACAGCUAAAAUGAUUUUAAAACCCAAACUUCAAUGCAAACUUUAACACUUUAAAACGAGUGAAUCGAGGCU
This is a messenger RNA of Schizosaccharomyces japonicus yFS275, 1002 nucleotides long. RefSeq names its product 40S ribosomal protein S1. NCBI's taxonomy places the organism in Eukaryota, Fungi, Ascomycota, Schizosaccharomycetes, Schizosaccharomycetales, Schizosaccharomycetaceae. The transcript has a single exon. The coding region runs from base 42 to 800 and encodes 252 amino acids. Gene Ontology annotation, cellular component: cytoplasm; cytosolic small ribosomal subunit; ribosome. Gene Ontology annotation, molecular function: structural constituent of ribosome. The record is from RefSeq and is a predicted model, not a curated record. Gene Ontology annotation, biological process: translation.